CGCCUCCUUUCGAAGACGAAGAUGAUGGCUCGUCACGGGCUCGCGGUGGUCUCGAUGUCGGUCUUCACCCCGCCCUGUUAUCGGAUACCCUUGAGUUCAGAGGUGGCAAAGGACGGCAAUCCAUGCAGUCGAAAAGCCGCAGGACCGAGUCUCCGGCUACGGCAGGCCGGCCUGAUCGAGCCGGUCUUGAUCUCUCGGGCCCGUCUCUGGAGGAAAUCAAGAACAACCCAUACUUCGAUCCGAGCCUCGGUCCCAAGGCCACAAUCGCAAAGCCCCGACAAUCCCGGCAGCUCAUUUUCAACCAGAAGGGCAAGUACAUCCAGCAGGCGGCGGCGCUACGGCGACAGGCUCAGCUGGAGGCUAUGAAGAAGCGGAUCGCAGAAAGAGCUCGACAGGCCGGUAUCGACGAAGACUUGGACGUUGAGAAGGGCUUCCUGGUACCAGCGCCUCCAGCGAUCGAAUGGUGGGAUGAAGGGUUGGUCGAUGGCGAGGACUACUCGGCUAUCGAGGAUGAGCAGAAGCUCAAGAUCGACACACCCGACACGAUCAUCACGCAAUACGUUCAACAUCCCGUCCUUCUCGACCCUCCCCAGGAAAAAUUCUUACCACAACAAAAACCCAUGUACCUCACACCGAAGGAGCAGGCCAAGAUCCGUCGCCAGCGACGAAUGGCAGAUCUCAAGGAGCAACAGGCGAAGAUCAGACUGGGUCUGGAGCCGGCGCCGCCCCCCAAGGUCAAGAAAUCGAACCUGAUGCGAGUGUUGGGCGAGCAGGCAGUCAAAGACCCCACCGCCGUGGAAGCACGCGUCAACCGGGAGAUUGCGGAGCGCAAGGACAAGCACGAGGCUGCCAACGCUGAGCGCAAAUUGACCAAGGACGAGCGACGCGAGAAGCUCGCGCGGCAACAAGAGGCUGAUGCGGAACGUGGUGUGCUGAUGACGGUAUAUCGUAUCGACACGCUCGCCAACGGACGACACCGAUUCAAGAUCGGCAAGAAUGCCGAACAGAAUGCCCUCACGGGGGUCUGCGUCAUGCAUCCUCGAUUCAAUCUGGUUAUUGUCGAGGGCGGUGCUCAUUCGAUCAACAACUACAGAAAACUGAUGAUGAACCGCAUUGACUGGACGGAAAAUGCGGGCCCCGGAGCGGUACGAGAGGGCAAUCGCGAAGCUCAGGCAGCGUGGUUAGCCGCCGAGGAUGAGCAGACCGGCGAGUUGAAAGAUUUAAGCCAUAAUACUUGCGAGCUGCUGUGGGAGGGUCAGGUCAAAGCCCGAGCAUUCCGGAAGUGGUUGGGGGCGCGCGUUUGCGAGACUGAUUCCCAAGCAAAGGAUGUCUUGGCUCGAGCGAAGCUGGAGAGCUUUUGGGCGUUAGCAAAGAGUGCCAAGCAGAGCGAGGCGUAAAGUAUUUUCGUGGUCUUAGAGAGAAGUACUAUGCCCAUGAUCAUUACGGGAUUGGGGGUGCUUUACCAUAAGAUGCUACGCCAGUGACGUGUAUAAUUAGAACUCAUAACCUACUCAUGAUAUUCGGACUGCACCAGUCUGCACACUGUACAUAUUCAGAGACGCUACAUGUUGAACCGGUAAACGGGAGGUGAAAACUUUUGAUU
Messenger RNA from Aspergillus aculeatus ATCC 16872, 1603 nucleotides. Its product is annotated as U4/U6-U5 snRNP complex subunit PRP3. The coding region runs from base 123 to 1397 and encodes 424 amino acids. NCBI's taxonomy places the organism in Eukaryota, Fungi, Ascomycota, Eurotiomycetes, Eurotiales, Aspergillaceae. Gene Ontology annotation, biological process: mRNA splicing, via spliceosome. The record is from RefSeq and is a predicted model, not a curated record. The transcript has a single exon. Gene Ontology annotation, cellular component: U4/U6 x U5 tri-snRNP complex.